Messenger RNA from Rhagoletis pomonella (apple maggot), 787 nucleotides. Its product is annotated as cell wall protein DAN4-like. Gene Ontology annotation, molecular function: DNA binding. NCBI's taxonomy places the organism in Eukaryota, Metazoa, Arthropoda, Insecta, Diptera, Tephritidae. Gene Ontology annotation, biological process: regulation of transcription by RNA polymerase II. The annotation marks the transcript as partial. The record is from RefSeq and is a predicted model, not a curated record. Gene Ontology annotation, cellular component: transcription regulator complex; nucleus. The transcript is spliced from 2 exons.
AUGCUGCACGAAUGCCACAGCAAAACAAUAGUAAAAACAACAACAAGAACAGCAAGUGCAUGCAAUAGCGACAACUAUUACGAGACUAUAACGACAAACGACUACGAUGCUUUGGCCAUUACGACCACCACUGUAACGCCACCAGUAAUGGCAACGGCAACGGCAACGACCAGCUCAACGACCAGCUCAACGAUGGCAACAACGACCGCGCCGACACACGACAACAACUGCACAAACAAACAGCAAGAUGCUAAAAAGAAGUGGCGAAAUUUGCGAGACCAGUUCAGUAAGGAAUUGAAAAAAAUUCCAAAAGGCAAAUCGGGCGACACACAAGACCAAGCAACUAUAUAUACUGGGAGGUGGCGGUAUUUCAAAAGCCUGCUUUUCCUUAGAGAUACAAUUCUCCCAAGAGAAACAGCUAGAAAUUUGUCGGUGGUGCUUGAAGAUUCAACUACAGCAACUGAAGCCGAUAAUAAUGUGGCAAAUGCUGAAAUAGUGGCAAAAAAUACUAAUGCUACUAAAACAGAUAAUGAAGUGUCAAAUUCCGAAGUAAAGAACUCCGAACUAACUUUCGUUGAAACAUGCCCUUCAUUCAGGUCUUUGUCUGUUCGUCGAAAGAGAAAGGACAAACAUCAAGAUGGAAAUGCCGUUGAGCUUAGGCUUUUAGAUAUCGAAACCAAACAGCUAGCUUUACUCGAAGCAUCAGAAGAUGAAAAUUCACUCUUUUUGAGGUCGCUUCUUCCAUUCAUGAAAAAGUUGGAUCCGAUUCGUCAGCUUCGUGUAAGGU